UCAUCCUAUCCUCUAUCUAUGAAAUUCAAGAGUUUCCCUUCGUAGAACAGAAGAGAGGAAUAAAAAAUAAUUAGAAAAAGAACUGCUUGAGGUGGAAGGAAAUCAGAAACGUAUUCGUUUCCAUUUUCCCAUCACCAUUUUCAAUCCUUUGAACUGCCUUUUCAAUCAAUCACCGACCCUUUCGCCCUUUUCACUUUGUUUAUUGUUUUGUCAAGGACAGAAUCAUCUCUUCGUUUGGAUAUCUGGGUACCUUGUUUCUUGAAGUUCUUGGCUGGACUCUGCUUUGUGUUGUCUACUACGAGAACUGGUUGGCUCGCGAGUAUUGGUGCUCUAGUUGUGCAAGAUUCUGAGUUGAAACCGUUAAAAGAAGGUGCCCAGAGUGUGACUUCGUUGGAUCUGCGAUUGAGUUUUAGAGGAUUUGUUGCUAGUGGGGAGCAGACGAUUGUUCUAAACUUUUUUAUAAUUUUCUUUUGACUCUCCUAAAACGUAGUGAGGUUCAAGAACAACUAGUUCUGUGACUGUGGUCACUUCUUUCUUUCGUCCCCAUUUUCUGCAGAUGGUGAUGAUAUAUUUCUGAGAAGGGUCCUAUAUUUUUGUGCAGAUCGGUUUAUUUUUUACUUCAAAGGGAUAUAAAUGGCAAGCAUCGCGGACAUAGGAGUUGGGGCAACCAUAAACAUUCUUAGUGCCCUUGCUUUCUUUCUAGUAUUUGCUUUACUUCGGAUACAGCCAGUGAACGACCGGGUAUACUUUCCCAAAUGGUACAUUAAAGGCUUAAGAGGAAGCCCAUUGUCCAGUGGUGCAAUUGUAGGCAGAAUUGUCAAUUUGGAUUUCAGAUCAUACUUGAAGUUUCUGAACUGGAUGGUUGCAGCUCUGCGAAUGCCAGAACCCGAGUUAAUUGAUCACGCUGGGCUCGAUUCUGCGGUUUACCUGAGGAUUUACUUGUUGGGGCUCAAAAUUUUUGUGCCCAUUGCAUGUCUGGCCUUCGCAAUCAUGGUACCUGUUAAUUGGACAAAUGGAACUUUGGAGGGUUCUUCUUUAAAUUACAGCAAUAUAGACAAGCUUUCCAUUUCUAACAUUCCUAUUGGAUCACGUAGAUUCUGGACCCAUUUGGUCAUGGCUUAUGUCUUUACCUUUUGGACUUGCUAUGUGUUAAGAAGGGAGUAUGAGAUUGUUGCGUCAAUGAGGCUGCACUUUCUUGCAUCUGAAAAUCGGCGUCCAGAUCAGUUCACGGUGAUUGUUAGAAAUGUACCACCAGACCCUGAUGAAUCAGUUAGCGAGCUCGUUGAACAUUUUUUCCUGGUCAAUCAUCCUGAACAUUAUCUGACUCAUCAGAUUGUAUAUGAUGCAAAUAAACUCGCUAAGUUGGUGGAGGAGAAGAAAAAGAUGCAGAAUUGGCUGGAUUUCUACCAACUUAAAUAUUCUCGAAACCAAUCUGUGAGGGCAACCGUAAAGACCGGUUUUCUAGGUCUUUGGGGAGAUCGGGUCGAUGCCAUAAAUUAUUAUUCGUCCAAAAUUGAAAGCCUAUCAAAAGAAAUAUCACUGGAGGCGGAUAAGACAGUUCACGAUCCUAAAUCGAUCAUGCCAGCAGCUUUUGUUUCUUUCAGAUCGCGGUGGGGUGCUGCUGUUUGUGCACAAACUCAACAAUCAAGAAAUCCAACCAUUUGGUUGACAGAAUGGGCUCCCGAGCCCCGUGACGUGUACUGGGAUAACUUGGCGAUUCCUUUUGUUUCACUGGCAAUCAGGAGACUUAUUGCAGGAGUUGCCUUCUUCUUCCUUACCUUCUUUUUCAUGAUCCCCAUUGCAUUGGUUCAGUCCCUUGCAAACAUUGAGGGAAUAGAGAAAAUGGUUCCCUUCCUCAAACCCAUAAUUGAAUUGAAAUUCAUAAAGUCGAUUAUCCAAGGUUUUCUUCCCGGAAUCGUUUUGAAGAUUUUUCUCAUCUUUCUGCCUUCAAUUCUGAUGUUGAUGUCUAAAUUUGAAGGCUUUAUUAGUCUGUCGUCUCUAGAGAGACGAUCUGCCACGAAAUAUUACAUAUUCCUAUUUGUCAACGUGUUUCUCGGCAGUAUAAUUACGGGAACUGCGUUCCAACAACUUAAUAACUUCCUCCAUCAGUCUGCAAAUGAGAUUCCAAAGACGAUCGGUGUCUCCAUCCCCAUGAAGGCAACCUUCUUUAUUACCUACAUAAUGGUGGAUGGUUGGGCUGGAAUUGCUGCCGAGAUUCUUAGACUUAGGCCUUUGAUAAUUUACCACCUUAGAAACUUCUUCUUGGUGAAGACCGAAAAGGAUAGAGAAGAAGCCAUGGAUCCAGGAACUCUUGAGUUCAACACGGGCGAACCGCGAAUUCAGCUUUAUUUCUUACUCGGCCUGGUUUAUGCUGUAGUCACGCCUCUUCUCCUUCCAUUCAUUGUAGUAUUCUUUGGAUUGGCAUACAUCGUCUACCGCCAUCAGAUCAUAAAUGUGUACAAUCAAGAGUACGAGAGUGGUGCAGCAUUCUGGCCCGAUGUCCACGGGCGCAUCAUUGUCGCGUUAGUUGUUUCGCAGCUAUUGCUAAUGGGACUACUCAGUACAAAAGAAGCUGCUCAAUCAACUCCCUUGCUCAUCACACUGCCAAUCUUGACUCUAUGGUUUCAUUUUUUCUGUAAAGGCCGUUACGAACCGGCUUUCGUUCGAUAUCCGUUACAGGAAGCAAUGAUGAAAGAUACAUUGGAGCGAACAAGGGAACCAAACUUGAACUUGAAAGGAUUCCUUCAAGAUGCAUACGUCCAUCCCGUUUUCAAGCACGAUGAAGACGAGAUCGAAAUUGAAACGGCUUCUGAAGAUUGGCAGCAGGAGCCAGCAUUGGUGCCGACAAAACGCCAGUCACGAAGAAAUACGCCAUUGCCAAGCAAGCACAGCGGUCCCUUAUCGUCUUCACAUUCUGAAGUUGAUAGACAAGUUUCAUAACAUUCAGAAAUAGUGAAACAUGGGCUUGUUUUUAAAUGGGUGUAAAUUUCACUAGGGAAGAAGGGGGUGGGACUGUAAAUGAUGAGGCAAAAGUUAGGAUAGAUGUUGAGAUUUCAGAGAAGUAGGAUUUUUUAAAUUAAUUUCUUAUAUAGUGAAUUUGGAAUAACAAAGUGGUAAUUUGAUUUUGAAGGCACA
Molecule: messenger RNA, 3135 nt
Organism: Momordica charantia (bitter melon)
Lineage: Eukaryota; Viridiplantae; Streptophyta; Magnoliopsida; Cucurbitales; Cucurbitaceae
Source: RefSeq, a predicted model, not a curated record